UAGUGAUGAUGUAGCUUUAUUACGUGAUGAUUUUGUUCUCAAAUACCAAAGCCUGGUAAGCCGCUCUAGACGGUCCCAACACGAAUGUGCAAAUCUUGACGGUUUUGUUUCUUAUGUGCGCAAGAGAGGUGAAGCUUUGAAAAGUCUAACGCUUCAUGAUGUGGUGUUUCAUCGAGAUAUGAGUCACAUGUUCGCUGCACUUGUCACUCUGCAAGAUCUCACAUUAGUUUUUGAAAAGGAGCAUAUACAAGAUUGUGUUAUACCCUCUCCUCAACUAGAGAAUCUGGAGAUCAGGUCCCGCUACGUAUCCUACACUCACAGGAUUGUGGGUAACAUUGUGGUUGUGGCACCAAAACUCAGAAAUUUUACUUCUGUUGGUAUCUUUCAAAUCAUAUUUGGAGGUUCUAAGGUGGAUAAUGUGAAUAUAAGAUUGCGUGGUUGUUUUGAUGGCAUGAUCUAUCCAUUGUUAAAGGAAUAUUAUCAACAGUUAACAUUUAUGCUUCCAGGCUUUGCUAGUGCCAAGAUUCUUAAUCUUGAUCUCGAGACCUUGCAGGCACUUUCUUCCAUUGUGGACCGUCUUGAAAUUUCUCCGUCUCCAUUCCAUAACUUGGAGUAUGUGAAACUACCUUGUGGAUUUGUAGAAUUUGAAGAAAAACGUGUUGCUGAUAUCUUACGAAGAUACUUACUUGGUGGCUCUCCAACAGCAACUUAUGUCACUACAUCAUUCCAGAACAUGAUGCCUGCUACACCGGCAGCUUCUGUGACAGCUCAGAAUGUGGUGCUACAGGAGCCCUUGGCUGCUUCUACCAAGGUGUUGGUUGGUUCUAAAAAUAUAAAUAAAAAUGUAUGCAUUGACAAUGUUGACAUGGGGAUGCACGAAGAGCCCGUACUGCAGAAUUCUGCAGUAAAUGCUGACAACAAUGUUGACAUGGAAGUGCAAGAAGAGCCCGGGGUGCAGAAUUCUGCAGUAAAUGCUGAGAGGGUUGAACAAUUAAGUGGUCCAGUUGAAGGGACUGCCAUUGGCCGGGUGAGCUCUUCUGGGGGAGAUGGUGAUUUUGUGUUAUUGCAGGGGCAUGAAGUUAACUCUGAAUGACCGGGUGAGCUCUUCUAGAGAAGAUAGUGAUUUCGGGUGAUGGCAGAGACAUGGAGUUCUCCGAGUUUACAUGUCUACUCGAUAAUAUUAUGAAUAAGUACUGAAAAACCUUUGAACACUUUAUGAGCCCUUUUGAUUGAUCGUCAUAUUGAUGAUGCCAAAAGUAAGUUACAAGAUUCACAAACUCAUACUGAUAAUACCAUAACUAGUUGCUAGAACUACAGACUCUUCUUGCGAGGAAGAUGCAAGAGAUUCAAAAAGCUUUUAAAAGCUUUUGGAACUAUGCGCGCAAAGCUUAUAUUUGGCUACAUUAGAAAUGAUCGUCCAUUUUGACAAUAUUAUUUGUAAGGUUGAGACUUGUAUGGAUACCUUAGUAUCUUAUCUGUUAUUUGAUUUUGAUCCUUGUUCUUCAA
This is a messenger RNA of Daucus carota subsp. sativus, 1506 nucleotides long. RefSeq lists its product as hypothetical. The record is from RefSeq and is a predicted model, not a curated record. Bases 179 to 1093 code for a protein of 304 amino acids. The transcript is spliced from 5 exons. NCBI's taxonomy places the organism in Eukaryota, Viridiplantae, Streptophyta, Magnoliopsida, Apiales, Apiaceae.